Molecule: messenger RNA, 642 nt
Organism: Candidozyma pseudohaemuli
Lineage: Eukaryota; Fungi; Ascomycota; Pichiomycetes; Serinales; Metschnikowiaceae
Exons: 1
Coding region: 1-642 (213 amino acids)
Source: RefSeq, a predicted model, not a curated record
AUGCUUGAUACAAACAAUCUGCUUCGUGCUCAACGUAUAGAGCUUAAUGAGCUAUCUGAUAACUGGUUCAAUGAAUGCUACGUUCCCAGAAAAUAUCAAUCUUUUUCCUCAAUUUUCCAGUUCAAUAUGAACUCAAACGCCAGGUACUUUCCAACAACGACCAACGAGGCGAAGUCAUUUGAUUAUAGCCCAUUUGGAGCAAGGAAAGCACGCUUUUUGCAAAAAUCAAAAUCCUUGGAGCAAUUCGAUAGAGUAAAUCAGAGGCAUCCAGAGGACCACGCGACAGAGGCUGUUACGAAUAUGACGUCUUUUGAACCUAGAUCUUCAUUCUCCGACGACUACCAUCAUGACAUGCUUACAACAAUUUCAUGCCAACCGGGUAACCAGCAAAUAUUCGUUGAUAAUUUAGCCCUCCUGAAGCCUCUCAAACUGACGUUGUCCGAGCUUUCCGCAGACCAUCCCAAGCUUACAGCUGCUCUGCUUCGAAAAUAUCAUACUGCUACAAUGCCACCUAGGUUUCACUCCACAUUUGAUACGAUUUCUGAAAAACAGCAUACGGAGGAUGUUCACGAUUAUUGGUUUUACUCGGAGAAUGACCCCAACUCAAGGUAUCUUAUGGCAACCGAAGAAUAUAUAAGGUAA